CCGGCCCCCACGGCCACCAUGAAGAAGGAGGUGUGCUCCGUGGCCUUCGUCAAGGCUGUGUUCGCCGAGUUCCUGGCCACCCUCAUCUUCGUCUUCUUCGGCCUCGGCUCGGCCCUUCAGUGGCCGUCGGCGCUGCCCUCCAUCCUCCAGAUCUCGCUGGCCUUCGGCCUGGCCAUCGGCACCCUGGCCCAGGCCCUGGGGCCCGUGAGCGGCGGCCACAUCAACCCUGCCAUCACGCUGGCCCUCCUCGUGGGCAACCAGAUCUCCCUGCUGCGGGCGGUCUUCUACGUGGUGGCCCAGCUGGUGGGCGCCAUCGCGGGGGCGGGCAUCCUCUAUGGGCUGGCACCACUCAACGCGCGGGGCAGUCUGGCCAUCAAUGCGCUCAAUAGCAACACGACGCCCGGCCAGGCCAUGGUGGUGGAGCUGAUUCUGACCUUCCAGCUGGCGCUCUGCGUCUUCUCCUCUACCGACUCCCGCCGCACCAGCCCUGUGGGCUCCCCAGCCCUGUCCAUUGGCCUGUCCGUCACCCUGGGCCACCUUGUGGGGAUCUAUUUCACCGGCUGCUCCAUGAACCCAGCCCGCUCUUUCGGCCCCGCAGUGGUCAUGAAUCGGUUCAGCUCUGCACACUGGGUAUUCUGGGUGGGGCCCAUCGUGGGGGCUGCCCUGGCCGCCAUCCUCUACUUCUACCUGCUCUUCCCCAACUCCCUGAGCCUGAGUGAGCGUGUGGCCGUCGUCAAGGGCACGUAUGAGCCUGAGGAGGACUGGGAGGAGCAGCGGGAGGAGCGGAAGAAGACCAUGGAGCUGACCGCCCACUGACCAGCGUCAGACAGGCGCUAGCCUCUCACCCCUGAAUUGCAGGGGAAACCCUCCCCCCCCCAAAAAAAAACCCCAUGACAGCAAAGCUUCCUUCCCCCACAGCGGGUCCUCUGGGCUAGGGAGGAGGGACUCGCUCCCCAGGCUGCAGUUAGAAAUGGGAGCAGGAACCCAUGAUGGGACUCCUGGGGUGGGGCCCCGGGACUGCGGUCCGAUGGGGUGAGGGUCUCUCUGAGACGGGGCAGGCUGCUGCCAUGAGGUCAGACCUCAGAGAUUGUGAACACAGCACUGAGCUCACAGGCCGCCCCAGGGGCAGGGCAGUAAGGAGUGGCCUGCGUUCUCCCUCCCCACCCUCCGGGCCCCUCCUCAGAAGCCAGAGGGUCCCAGCCCCGAGGAUGGCAGAGGCUGACCCUCCCCAGAGCUCCUUCGGAGGGCGAGAGACUGGCUCACUAAAUGCUGCCUUAUUUAUUUCUGCUUCUAGGUGCAUGGGCUAGGGCUGCUGGGGUGUGGAGUGGGGGCUCCCCAAUAAACCGCUGACGCCCA
Messenger RNA from Myotis myotis, 1356 nucleotides. RefSeq names its product aquaporin 5 (gene AQP5). Gene Ontology annotation, biological process: transmembrane transport. The record is from RefSeq and is a predicted model, not a curated record. Gene Ontology annotation, molecular function: water channel activity. Gene Ontology annotation, cellular component: plasma membrane; apical plasma membrane. The coding region runs from base 19 to 816 and encodes 265 amino acids. The transcript has 4 exons. Lineage: Eukaryota; Metazoa; Chordata; Mammalia; Chiroptera; Vespertilionidae.